CUCUCACAAUCUCCUCUCACAAUCAAGAUGCCGGAAAAAUGGGAAGGAUCAGUGAGGAUGUGGGACGGUCCAGUUCCUGCAGCACAAGUACCAGACCCCAGUGAUCACUUGCAAUACAUGCGCCUCGCCUUGGAUCAAGCUCAGGAGUCACCACCAAAGCCAACGAACUUCUGUGUUGGAGCCUUGCUAGUUGACGAAGAGACUGGCACCAUCCUGGAGAGAGGUUAUACCUUGGAGUGUGAAGGCAAUACCCACGCUGAGCAGUGCUGCUUGAUGAAAUUUGCAAAGAGACAUGGACUACCUGAAGAGUCUGCAGGCGAGGUGUUACCAGCAAGCACCGUCAUCUACACCACCAUGGAACCUUGCAAUAAGAGAUCAGUGGGCAACGUACCAUGCGUGGAUCGUCUCAUCCGCACGAAGGGUUCAGAUGGGCAAUCCAGGAUAAAGAAAGUCUAUCUUGGAGUCAAAGAGCCGGAAAAGUUUGUUGGCGCCAAUGAGGGUAUUGCGAAGCUACGGGAUAAUGGCAUCGAAUGCAUACACGUACCCGGUUUGGAGGAACGUAUUUUGCAGGUCGCCACUGCCGGGCAUGAAAGGUGAAGCUUAUCGAAUAUCGAGAGUUGGAUCAACGUAAUCUGAAAUACUGAAAGACCACCAUACCAUUACAUCUCCGUAUCACCGGAUCAAGCCAUAUCCUCACCUUUGCUCCUAACAACUUCUCGUUGCUCUACGAGGUCAUCCAUUUCAACCUCGUCACACCUUCUGGUAUUGCCUCUCCUCCUCUUCUUCAGGUUUAGCUCGUACCGAAACCUAUUUUAUCGACCCGCCUUGACGUCCUGUGCGCAUACGGUGCUGACUGGGCGUUUGUUGAGUUGUGGAUUGUGCUCUGGACGCAAUGCUCGCUUUCUGAGCAGCUUCCAGAGUCUCUGCGUCGGUUUCAGUCGGAAGGGGACUCGACGGCAUUAAUGCCAUGAAGAUAGAUGCUAGUCGCCGUUGAUGAUUGCUGACUUUGGUUGGAGCAAUGGAAUGUC
Messenger RNA from Didymella exigua CBS 183.55, 1028 nucleotides. RefSeq names its product cytidine deaminase-like protein. Gene Ontology annotation, molecular function: diaminohydroxyphosphoribosylaminopyrimidine deaminase activity. Bases 28 to 597 code for a protein of 189 amino acids. Lineage: Eukaryota; Fungi; Ascomycota; Dothideomycetes; Pleosporales; Didymellaceae. The transcript has a single exon. The record is from RefSeq and is a predicted model, not a curated record.